Molecule: messenger RNA, 1341 nt
Organism: Stereum hirsutum FP-91666 SS1
Lineage: Eukaryota; Fungi; Basidiomycota; Agaricomycetes; Russulales; Stereaceae
Exons: 8
Biological process (GO): double-strand break repair via homologous recombination; regulation of DNA-templated transcription
Source: RefSeq, a predicted model, not a curated record
GGGUGCUCUCUGGCCACCAAAGAAUGGGUCGACAACCACUGGGGCCUCAUUCUUUGGAAACUAGCGGGUAUGGUGUGUUUGGACCCGGGGCGCGAGCGAGAUAUGGACGCCAGGAGGUGGUCCUGGGACGAAGUGAUGCGUCAGCUGAGAUACCGGUACGAGAAAGAGCUCAACGGCGGCUCGAGACCUGCUCUGCGUUUGAUCACGACCCAGGACUCUCCCGCAAGCAGCCCCAUGGUCCUCUGCAUCUCGAAUAUCUUCUGGUCCGAGAGCGGCGUGACCAGUGAUGGGUUGGCCAUAGCCGCUUGUCCCGAGCUCGAGAUGACGGACGGAUGGUAUAAGUUGAGAGCUACGGUCGACCCACCGCUUGCGCGGGCGAUCGAGAGGGGUGCUAUUCGUGUUGGAAGAAAGAUCGCUGUGGCGGGCGCGAAGCUGUCCACAGGAAAGUCGGAACCCUGCGAAGUUCUCGAUGCCUACGAAACCGUCCAACUGAGCCUCUCCGGCAACUCAGCACAUAUCGCCCCAUGGCACGCAAAGCUCGGGUUCACGAAUGGGCUUUGUGUGUCCACGCUGCACAGUCUCACGCCCGAUGGAGGCCCGGUUCAGAUGUUGGACCUUAUCGUCACCAAGGCAUACCCGAUAGCGUUUCUUGAGUUCAUCGAGGAUGAGAAUGGAAAUAAGACGAGAGAGGGUCCACGCAAAGAGAAAGAGGAGAUGGAAAUACACGAGCAGUGGCGGGUACGUUUCGCUCACCUUCAUAUUUCGUUCCAACCAUCGUUCUUCUGCCACUCACAAGACGGUGAAGAAGCCCGCCUCCGGCAAGACUUCGAGACUAAGAUGUCCGUCUACCAAGGCUGGGCGGAUAAACUCGCACUGAAAGCGAGACGCUUCUUCCCCUCCGACGAUGAUAUAUUCGACGACUUGGACGGCGGAGGAGACUAUCACCAAGCCACGGCCCACCUUACAAACAACCAAGCCGGUUGGCUCGCGCGGUACAUCCACGAGCGAAGUAUAAAAGAGCGAGAGAGCAUUAACGAAGAGAUCGAGCGCGACCUCAAGGUUAUUUGUCCUCCUCGCGACGUUCGCAACUUCCGUGUUCUUUUCAUGAAAGACGCACACACAGACCGGAGGCCUUCACAUCGGACGGCCGAAAUCACCGUCUGGGAUGUACUGUCCUUAUCCUUUGACGAAGGGAGACAACCGGGGACGUUUAAAGAAGGCCAACGAUUCCUCGUCUCCAAUCUUUUGCCAUCACAGCAUGGUGCAUGGAUGCCCACGACAGGCGACGACCCACAUAUAUAUUUGAGCACUCGACGAGACUCGCGCUGGCGUAGACUGUAA